AGUGAGAGCAGCCUGAUGUGUGCAUGGGCAGCCUGCCGUCCUCGCCUCCCCUCCCCGUGGCUGGGCGGCGCUGCCGAGAGCGAGGCGGAUUGACGUCAGUCGGCGCGGCUGGUUUCCGGUGAGGGGUGACAGUGACGGUGACUGGGAGCACUCGCCCUGUGCCGCUGCACAAACGGGGCCCCCUUCAGCUGCCCACUUUGAACGCUCGGUUGGCCUCAAGUCGCUGCCCGCCCGCCGGACGGAGGGAGGAAUCGCCUUGCUGUCCCCGAGUUUAUAUAUUUUUUUUGUUUUGCCGGGGGAGGCGGCGGCGGGGGUGGCGACUGGUCGCUCAGGGCCUGGCUAACCGGCGGUGAGAGGGAGCGUCGGCUGGGUGGUUAAGAUGGCGGCCGCGGGGAGCGGGGAAGAAGAGCGCAGCCUGCGAGAGUGCGAGCAGUAUGUCCACAAACACAACAUACAGCAGGUCCUCAAGGACUGCAUCGUGCAGCUCUGUAUCGCCAGGCCCGAGAAACCCAUCACCUACCUCAGGGAAUACUUCGAGAAACUCGAGAAAGAGGAGGCCAAACAAAUGCACAAUCAGCAGAAAUCGGGUUCUCGAUCUGACUCUCGUGAGGAUGAAAUCUCUCCCCCUCCACCCAUGAACCCAGUAAUGAAGGAGCGAGGACGCCGAGGGGCAAUUAGUGCUGAGGUUUACACUGAGGAAGAUGCUGCAUCAUAUGUAAGAAAGGUAAUUACUAAGGAUUACAAGACUAUGGCUGCCCUGGCUAAAGCCAUUGAAAAGAAUGUGCUCUUCUCUCAUUUGGAUGACAAUGAAAGAAGUGAUAUUUUUGAUGCAAUGUUCCCAGUCACAUACAUCGCUGGUGAAACAGUCAUACAACAAGGCGAUGAAGGGGAUAAUUUCUAUGUUAUUGAUCAAGGAGAGAUGGAUGUUUAUGUUAACAAUGAAUGGGUGACUAGUAUUGGAGAGGGUGGCAGUUUUGGAGAACUUGCAUUGAUUUAUGGAACCCCAAGAGCUGCAACUGUCAGAGCAAAGACCAACGUGAAGUUAUGGGGUAUUGAUCGAGACAGCUAUAGGAGAAUUUUGAUGGGAAGCACGCUGAGAAAAAGAAAGAUGUAUGAAGAGUUCCUCAGUAAGGUCUCCAUAUUAGAAUCACUGGAUAAGUGGGAACGGUUGACUGUGGCUGAUGCAUUGGAACCAGUGCAGUUUGAAGAUGGACAGAAGAUUGUGGUGCAAGGAGAACCUGGUGAUGAAUUUUUCAUUAUUUUGGAGGGUACAGCAGCUGUGUUGCAGCGCAGGUCAGAAAAUGAAGAGUUCGUAGAAGUUGGAAGAUUGGGGCCAUCAGAUUAUUUUGGUGAAAUUGCUCUUCUGAUGAACCGUCCUCGUGCUGCCACAGUGGUAGCACGUGGUCCAUUGAAGUGUGUGAAAUUAGACAGACCUCGAUUUGAGCGUGUCCUGGGUCCUUGUUCAGACAUACUUAAACGAAAUAUCCAGCAGUACAACAGCUUUGUAUCACUGUCUGUCUGAAAUCCUCCUUUACUCUGCUGCAGCAUCCGCCAGAGCAAACUGCCUCAUGUCUGUCUGAAGUGCCGCUUCCUGUGGCAGACCACCACCAGUCCCACAGCUUCCUGUCCAUCAGAGAAAGCAUUCCCUCUGUAGCAUUUAAUGCCACAUUUGCUUUGUCUUUUUCACACUGCACCAGCUUUCAACAGUCAAUCCAGCUUCAUUGUAUUUUCCUUUUUGCUUGGUGUAGAACUCAUGUUUUGUUUAUUAAAAUUAAAACUCUGCUGUUUUAACUAAACAGUGUGAUUAAUACACAGUAAUAAGCUUUGGUUAUGAGCAGAGGAUCUUUGAACCCUUUAGCUUGCUCUGUUUCAAGGUGUUGAAAUGCAUUCAUGUCUUGAAUCACAUGAAUGUGUGCGCGUUGAACAUCUUGGGUUUAGGCUUGGGUGAGCAGCUUUAAAAUUGAAGACUUUUUAAACCCUUGGUGUGCAAAUUACCACAAAACAUGCCUCAUGGCUAGGACUGAAAGCAGCAUUUUCUGUUUGUACCUGGCACAGAUUUGAGGGAGGAAAAUGACUAAAUUCAGAUCUUUUGGUCUUGAAGGUAACAAACAUUUGAGCUUUGAGAUGAAUGUUACCUUUUUUAAUUUUUUGAAAAUAAUUUGAAGUUGUUUCAUUUUUUUUAUAUAUGGUUUUAGGCUUUGCUUAGUCCCUGCAUAUUUGCCAAAUGUAUACUCCAUUUGCACAUGAGGUUAUAUUUAGACCAUUAAAAAAGAAAAUGAAGUCCAUUUUAAUUUUGAUCACAUUUGGUAGUCUACUAAAUAAUGGAUACCUUUGUGCAGUGGGUGAGACAGCCAGAUACUUGCAUGAGAAAGAUUAGUUAAUAUACACUUAUGAUUUAUACACACCAGGUUACAAAACAAAUAAACCAUGAUAUUUCAGCAUCAUUACAAUUUGGCAAUGCUCUAGUUUGUGGGAUUUACCUCAUGGGUUGGCAUGUUUUUGUAUUGAUCAAACUUUAUGGUUGCAGGAUCUGCUAAGAUUUAAAGCACAUGCCUAUUGCAUAAAAUAUCAAGUUCUAAGCCCAUAUCAGAAUUUUUUUUGAACUGUGAAUUAGUGGAGCCUUUUUUAUUAGUCUCCCUAAUGUAAUUGUGGGUGAGGAAUUAAUUUGUAGCCAGAAAAUUACCAGUUCUGAAUGUGAGUUUUGCUUUUGGAUGAGUUGUCCAUUCUGAUGGAGCACUUCGUAGAGGCUACAGUCAUUCCAUCUUCAGCAACAAAGACUUAAAACAGUCUUCCCGUAAACUUUUUUCUGGUGGCUAGUUGUGGAUUUAUAUUGGCAUAAGCUGUGGAAAAUUCUACAGCCUAAAUUGAGUAUGGAUCUAUGAUGUUGAAAGAGGAUAAAAGAGCCAGAUAUUUUAGUUCUUUCUGCACGAUGAGAAAUAAGAUAACUUGGUUUCAAAGAUGUAUAUUUACUCAGUUUUAAAUUCAGUGACAUGAGGUAAAAUUUGAAUUGUGCCCUUUCUGUUAAUGUGGGAUAGUCAGUUCUGUGAAUGUCUGUUCCUAUUUGCUGAUAAAAUUGGAAAUAUCAAUUUCAGUUGGUAAUCAGUGAAAGUAGUUAGAAUUAAAAAGUAUUCUUUUGUAGAUGUGGUUAAUGUAUUGACAGUUACUUUUACCAAAUACCCUUUUUUACCCUGAAUCAUUUGUAACAAGUAACCUCCAAUGUUGAAGAUGAGUUCUAGUUGGCACAACUAGAUAAUCUGUGGAUUUAUUCCCUAGCCAUGUGUUAUAAGUUUUCAAUCUGGUGCUGAGACAGAGCUAGAGAAAGGGUUGCAAAAUGAAACCUUGUUUAAGAACCAUAUGUAAUUUCAUUCCAAGGGCAAAAAAGUAAACAUUCCUUUUAGUAACAAACCAGCACCAUCACUGGUACUAAUGCAUAUACUCCAUGCACUAGUACUUGACCAGCACAUGAUGGGAGGCUGGCAUCACUAAAUCCUAUUGCAGUUCUGACCCAGUUUAUAAUAUAUACAUUGUUUCUUGGUUCUCCAAUAGCAUUGGACAUGUAUAGGUAUUAACUAACUGUCCUGCAUUAGACUAGGAUGAUGCAAUAUGAUAGCUAUUUAAAUAGCUGAUAAUUAAGUUGGUGCAGUGCUGUAGAACCCAUAUUAUUUUGUAUUUAAUCAUAGUUGCACUUUCCUGCAGCUCUCAGUAGCUGGCGCUGCUGUUCCAUUAUUGGCAUACACCAGAGCUCAGCCAGUAUUAUGCAAAUGUAAACCCAGACACUGUAGUAAAAGGCAGAAACCAAAAACUGGACGAUCCCAACUAGCCAAUAUAUUGGCAUUCUGAAAUGUACAACAGCUUUUUAGUAAGGCAUGAAGUGCAUUUUAUUUUGAGGCUUUCAAGAAAGGAGGAAAUUUUGCUGAGUCUUAAUGACAUUUCAGUAUUUCACAGCUUUGUGUUAAAUAUGCAUCCAUUACAUACACACUUUACUAAUUCCACAUAGCUGUAAUUAGAUGAUAUUCAUUAUUCUAUAUAGAAUGACUUGGGCUAGAAUUAUUAUUUGGAUUGUACAGCAAGCCAAAACUAAAUUGUUUGUGAAGUAGGGUUGGGCAUAGGAUGCCAAUAGAUUGCUAAUAUUUCCAGGGGGAAAUAAACCAGAUUUAUCAUGUACUAAAUAUUGCUAUGCCUGAUGAAAACUUGAAAAACCAUUUAGGCUGCCUUUUAUGUAGCACACAAUACAAACUUUUUGAUGGUACUUGCAGUUUAUUUUAAUGUGUGUCAAUGCACUUGCCUGUGUAGGUUGAAGAAAGUGCUAGCAUAAAAAUCCAUGAAGAAACUCUACAUUGAACAUGUAAUAACUUUCACUUGAAGUGGAAAGCUGCAUUUCAUUGGAGGGUUGAGAUGUUAAUUUAAACUUGUUUUUUGAUUUGGCAUCUAAUGCUUAUUGGGUAACCAUGGUAUCAUGACCAUGGAGCAGAUUGGCUGUGACAAUGAAUUUCAUCUAAUUUCUUAGUUUGCAGCCUUCUGUUGUUUGUGACAUUCAAUGUCAGCUUGCUGUUGAACUGCAGUAUACUUUUUCUAAUUAGAGCCAACUCCUGUUUCAUCAGUGUAAACUCCAGCUUGGAAAUUGAGCGGAGACCAAGCUUGAGUUUUAUUUCUGGAAUGGACAAAAUUAACCCAGUUUACUGCUGGAAAGUAUCCUCUCCAGAUUGUUCAGUGUUGGACACGUGAAUUCUGGUAUUUUUUUUGGGUAAUUGGACAGAUUGGUAGAAAAUCAUUCCAGGAUACAGUUUCCCAGUACCCCAAAUUGCUUGUAGGAAUGUUAGUGUAGUGUUCCAGUAAUAAAUAUCUUUUUUUGAGACCAUUCUCAUUUUGGGGAGAAAAACCUGACAACUAACAGAUUGGUUUUGGCUUGUUGCACAUCCUUAAAGUUUUUAUUUACCUAAAUGAUUUUAUUACAAAGUAGCUGAUAUUAAGUUUAUUGAAUAAUCUGAUGCAGUUGAAGCUUUAACUUUUGUGUGCAAUCAGAACUGUAUGUACAAAUGACCACAGUUUGAUGUAGUUUGCCUUAGCUAUCUUAUAUGGGAAUUAGAGACAUUCUCAGCUAGCUCACCUACAAAAACAAAAUUGCAAAGUGGAAAUAGUGUGAUAAUAUGUAGAUUAUCUAAGGACCAUUUUUGUAUUGUUCCCAGAUUUAUUGUAUGUGCUAAAAAUAAUCCUUUUGUUAUAGUGUCCUAAUGACGGGUCAAGCAAUAAAAAUUAAUUCUUAAAAAGAAAA
Molecule: messenger RNA, 5272 nt
Organism: Pristis pectinata (smalltooth sawfish)
Lineage: Eukaryota; Metazoa; Chordata; Chondrichthyes; Rhinopristiformes; Pristidae
Product: cAMP-dependent protein kinase type I-alpha regulatory subunit
Exons: 10
Coding region: 380-1522 (380 amino acids)
Biological process (GO): regulation of protein phosphorylation
Cellular component (GO): cAMP-dependent protein kinase complex
Molecular function (GO): cAMP-dependent protein kinase regulator activity
Source: RefSeq, a predicted model, not a curated record